Molecule: messenger RNA, 1792 nt
Organism: Blepharisma stoltei
Lineage: Eukaryota; Ciliophora; Heterotrichea; Heterotrichida; Blepharismidae
Source: the annotation of a GenBank genome assembly
AUGAAAAGACAUACUUCAAUAGUCGAGAGAGCAUUAGAAGACAUCGGAUGGGGCUCAUACCAUAACAAAUUAUUCUUUAACUGCAGCUUUGUACAUUUAAUUUAGGGAUGGGGUUGUGCUCUAAUGUGGCUAAGCACCAUCUCGAACAUUUUAACAGAAAACAAAGAAUUCAAUGAGCUAGAAAGGGCAAUUUUAGGAGCAGCCAUAAAUUUAGGCGCAUUUGUAGGGUGCUUUGUCUUUGCCAGCUUAUCUGAUAAGUACGGAAGAACUUAUACCUAUUUAUAAGGCACUUAAGUUUUAUAUUUUUAUGAAAAAUAAUUAUCAGGCAAGUUUUAAUACGUAUCAAUGUGUGUAUAUUUUCAAAAAAAUCACUAUAGUCACUUGCAUAAGCGCUGUUGUUCUAGUCACAUCGUUAAAUUUUUUAAUGACCCUUAUAGGAGUAACAUUUCUUGGUCUUGGGAUUGGAGGCGACCUUUCUACUCCUCCGUCAGUCAUGAUUGAGAGCAUUCCUCCAAGCUAUCGAAAAAGAGUUGUCUUACUACCCCUUGCUUAGCAGCAAAACCACUGUAAAAUAUUUAUUUUUGAAUAAAUUAAUCCCGUUCAUUAAUAAGCAAAAUAUUCUACCCAAAAUAUUAGUUUGAUAUAUAGCUAUAAUGAUUUAUUAUGAUGAAAUCUUUAGCUAAUUAUAAUAAGUUUUUGAUAGUUUCCAUCCUAAAACAUAAAUCUUACUAAUUAAAUUAGAUUUUAUUUCAAACAUUUCCAAUUUUGGAUUUUUUCAAGUAAGAAAAUUUUUUUUUAAACAAAAAAAUUCCAUUAACGAGAAAAAAAUCAUGCUCGCUAGUGUGGGGAGUUAAUGAACAUGGGUUAUUGUAUAGGACCAAUGAUAAGCCAACUCAUUGCACUGGCAAUUACUCUUUGGUGGAAUUUUCAUAUAGAAAAAUGGAGAGUUUUAGCCGGAGCCGUCACUGUCGUUACACUCUUAAUUGCGUAUUUUCGAGAUGAUGUAUUAGAAAGCCCAAUAUAUCUUUAUAAAAGAAGAGAUACAGAAUUUAUAUCAGUUAUUGUCCAAAUCGCACAAAGUAAUAACAGGUUGAGCUAUGAAUUUAAAGCGCCAUUACUUAUAUCAGAGCACCCUCCUGGCACAAUAGAUGAUUUUGGUCACCAUGUUUCUAUUAAAGAUAUAUUUAAGUCUCCAAACCGCUUUACCACAAUCAUGCUAUCCCUUUCACAAUUUUUGUUUUACUUCAGCUUUAUUGGCUGCUUACUUUUAUUUCCCCAUAUAUUGGCAUCACAGUCUAUGGAAACAACAUAUGUCGUCUUAAUCUCACAACAACUUUCAGGAUUAUUAGGAUUAAUUCUGGCAUCAAAAAUGGUUGAUACUUGUUUUGGUAGAAAAUGGACUAUGAGUGUAGGGUUUAUUUUUUGCGGAAUAAUGACGCUUGUAUUUAUAUUAGCAGAAGAUUUUUAUAUUGUAAAAAUUAUAUAGUCAACCAUAUUUUCUGGUCUGAUUUAUUUUGGAUUAUUAAUAGGCAUCGCAUCGAAAAAUUUAAUAACCCCAGAGAGUUAUAAAGAAGAUUUAAGAGGAACUGGGGUUGGCUUUGUCAUGGCAGUAUCAAGAACAGCGGGAAUUAUCGCUCCUGUGUGGGAAGGAUUUAUAAAUGACACAUUUGGACCCAAAGGAACUACAGCUUCAUUUGGAUUGAUUUUUAUAUUUGCUGGAAUAACAAGCCUAUUUCUGCAUGAUACUAGGAAAAUCAUAUACAAGAUGCCAAGAACAAUUGCGAUUUCUUAA